Messenger RNA from Episyrphus balteatus (marmalade hoverfly), 697 nucleotides. It is a transcript of the gene SdhD, whose product is annotated as succinate dehydrogenase [ubiquinone] cytochrome b small subunit, mitochondrial. NCBI's taxonomy places the organism in Eukaryota, Metazoa, Arthropoda, Insecta, Diptera, Syrphidae. Gene Ontology annotation, cellular component: mitochondrial envelope; membrane. The record is from RefSeq and is a predicted model, not a curated record. Gene Ontology annotation, molecular function: heme binding; ubiquinone binding. Bases 95 to 625 code for a protein of 176 amino acids. Gene Ontology annotation, biological process: mitochondrial electron transport, succinate to ubiquinone; tricarboxylic acid cycle. The transcript has 5 exons.
CAGCCACGUCAAAACUGACAUUUCACAAACUCCGCAAAAAAAACACACAAGUCCAUUUUUUCCUCCUUGCCUCGCUCAAAAACAAUAAAAAACGAUGGCCAUGUCUCUAGUUCUUCGAAAUGCCUGCAAAUCAAAUGGUAUUAAUUUGCUUAGGAAUGUCCGUGCAACUCCACUUAAGACCUUCACAUCGUCAGCUUUGUUAGCUCCCAAAAAAGAUGCUCCAUUGAAUCUCGUUAAAUCAAUCCAGAGGAACAUUUCUCUGACAGCUCCAAAGCUAUCAGCAGGUGGAUCACAUUCGGGAAUAUGGGUUGCUGAGAGGGCAAUUUCGGUGGCGUUUCUGGGAGUCAUUCCAGCUGCUUUCUUGUUUCCCUCGCAAGCUUUGGAUGCUUUGUUGGCAACUUCAAUUGUUAUGCAUCAACAUUGGGGAUUAGAAGCUAUGGUCAUUGAUUAUGUGCGCCCAAUUAUUUUUGGCAAUGUUGUGCCAAAAGUUGCUCAGGCCGCACUCUUCCUCAUCUCAGCCGCUACUCUGGGAGGUCUUUUCUAUUUCAUCUACAAUGACAUUGGCAUUGCAAAGGCUGUUAAACAAUUGUGGUCCAUCAAAGCGGCUGGUUCUUCAGACAAAUAAUUUUAUUAUUAUUUUUUUUAGUGUUCAUUAAAUAUUAAUUAUUAAAAAAAAACUUGACGAUUGUUAAUUGAA